AGACACUGUGGAGCCUCUACGUGUCUCUUCCGGGGUUGCGUUCACUGACUUAAACGGAAUGUUGUAAAGAACAACGUUUAUCUUCUAAAAUAUCCCGAAUCAAAGAUCGUUGUGUAGUGCGCUCGUCGUUUGUCUAUUCAACUUGAAUGACCUGUCACAACAGGGGCGAAGCAGCGGAGCAGCGUCCUCCACAAUGCCGCCGUGAAGUGGCCCGUGUGGGAGGCGCAGGAGGAGGAGAGCCCGGACACGGAAAGGUCCACGCACAACAUCCACCAUGUCGAACCGCAAGCACAGGGACAACCAGGAGAUCUGCGCCCGUAAGGUCCGCGAGCUGGCCCAGUCCGGAGUAAACAAACACUGCUUCGAGUGCAACCAGCCCGGGGUGACUUACACGGACGUGACCGUGGGCAGCUUCGUGUGCACGUCAUGCUCCGGAAUGCUGAGAGGCCUCAACCCUCCGCACAGAGUCAAGUCCAUCUCCAUGACGACGUUCUCCCAGCAGGAAGUGGAAUUCCUUCAAAACCAUGGCAACGAGGUCGGCAGGAGGACUUGGUUGUGCUUGUUUGAGCCCAAGGCGGACGGCUGCUCCGACAUGAAGGACUUGCAGAAGUUCAAAGAAUAUCUGCAGGACAAAUAUGAGAAGAAGAAAUGGCAUUUUUCCAAAAUGAAGAACUGCCGAGACAUGGAGGGAGGUCCUUGGAGUCCAGGGGUCCAGGCCGUCCUCGCUCAUGGUCCUUUGGCCGGGCAGCACCCCCCUCAUAGCCUGCCCCCAAACGCCAGGCCUGCCAGGAUGCUGUCCCAGAUGUCGCCGUGGGAUCGAGCCCCGGCCAUUUCGCCCGCCGACGUCCGCGCUGACGUGUUUACCGCUCGGCCCUCGCGCUCCCAAAGCUUCCGAGACGCCCCGCUGAAAGACCACAACAUGUGCGGUAUUGAAAGACAGCGCCCCGGCUCACUAUCGUCAGCACUGGGGGGUCCAACCCACGGCCCUUCCUUUCCUGCCCUUCCGCGGCCUUCAGCAAGUAGCUCUUUCAAAAACCACUUCACUUUAGGUCGAGCAGUGUCUGCCUCGGGGACCACGGGGCCUUUCAGGGCCUUCCCCAAAUCUCUCAGCUUGGACUUUGGAGGGUUAAAACACACUCAAGCUCAGCCUCCUGUUCCUCUGCAGACCGCCAAUGCCCAGGACAGAUUCGCCGCAGUGUCCCACCUGGACAGCGUCUUCUCUGACACAGCGCCCCCUGCCGGCCCUCCGCAGUACAGUAGCCUGUUUGCCAGCAGGCUGUCUUCCAGCUCCACUCCCGCCAGCUCCCCAGGAGUGGAAACAGUGUCCAGCUCACAGACAUUUGCAAAUUUCCCCAACCCAUUCAGCUCCGGCACCGUCUCCCAGCAGCCCACUGCACUGUCCCCCAGUAACCCCUUCAGCAGCCCCCCAGGAGGCGACUCCAGUGCAGUUUUACCGCCGCCUGCCUCAUUUCCUCCAGAGGCCGUCAACAACCAGGAAGCCAAUGGUUUUGCUGCCUUGCCCGCCUCCGACGAGCAGCCCAAAGUCCCUCGGCCCAUGUCGGUCAACCCGUUUACAGGGAACGUUUACCCGAGUCAGGCGACGUCACGAAACCCUUUCAUCUGACCGGUGCAUCUCUGGAAACGUCACAAGUCUCAAGUGUUUUCAAGUCAGCUUGGAGGGUUCGCAGGGCAUGCAGACCACCCUCUCCCCUUUCUUUGUAGGCUCCUCCUAUUUGUCUGUGUGUGUGUGUGUGUGUGUGUGUGUGUGUGUGUGUGUGUGUGUGUGUGUGUGUGUGUGUGUGUGUGUGUGUGUGUGUGUGUGUGUGUUAGGGGGGAUAAAAUGCAUGAAUGUAAUCCUGACUCCCAUUUUGUCUCAUUGGGAGCGUGGUAGUACUACAGUGGGAGUCAACAAAUAUUUUUUCAAACAUGUUACAUGCAAACUGCUGCUACUGUCCCCUUUCUCUCAUCCCCCCGCUUAAAGUAUAAAAGAAAAAUAAUGAUAACCCGCCAACAGUAUUGAAAAAGCCACACAAAAUUGGGCUUUCAAUGAAGUGUUAGUAAUUAUGCUAAUUUGCCGCCUUAAAGCCUCCUGAUGCAUGUGCAGAAGCAUCGAAAAGGCCUUUUUUUAAACCCACUUUCAGGCUGCAUGAGCUUAGAGGGCUAAAAUGCUACUGAAUGUAAAAGUUUGCUGCACAAUAACUUCAUGGAUGAAAUGUUAGUGCUUCUUAUUACUGGACCAAACAUUUUUUUGCCAAAAAAGAAAGCAAUGAUGGAAACAUGAAGGACUUGUGUAACAAUUGUUAUUCAUGUUCAUAAAAUCACUUUGUUUGCCUAUUAAGGGACUUUGCCUGCGAGUCUUAUCAUUGGGCACAAAAAUGGAGUCCAACAAUAACAUUAACAAUAUUGCUACAAAAGUUUUAACAAUGACUCAUAAAACUCACAUUGUAGGCCGACUGCAGUGAUUAGUUUCACCAGCAGAGGGUGCUGGUUGUUUAUUUUCCCCACUGAUGUCUUGCCGGAGGUUAAUUUAGGAUGCACAUUGCAUAACAUGCAUAUUGUGUUGGAAUACUCUGCAAAGACAGAACGCCACCAGGGUAGCUAUUUUUAGAUUUAAUUCACAGCCUUCCCCACCUCAACUGUUUGUAUUGAAUUAUAUAGUUAUACCCGGGAAUAACUGGACAAGUGCAUUCAUGUUUUAGCAAUAAAUAAAUGAUGCAAAUGUGGAGGGAACACUGGCAUCCUCCACACAUCAUCACAUUGUUGCAAUCA
Molecule: messenger RNA, 2769 nt
Organism: Nerophis lumbriciformis (worm pipefish)
Lineage: Eukaryota; Metazoa; Chordata; Actinopteri; Syngnathiformes; Syngnathidae
Gene: agfg2
Product: ArfGAP with FG repeats 2
Biological process (GO): spermatid nucleus differentiation; acrosome assembly; intermediate filament organization
Cellular component (GO): membrane; cytoplasm; cytoplasmic vesicle
Molecular function (GO): GTPase activator activity
Source: RefSeq, a predicted model, not a curated record